Messenger RNA from Pantherophis guttatus, 6444 nucleotides. NCBI's taxonomy places the organism in Eukaryota, Metazoa, Chordata, Lepidosauria, Squamata, Colubridae. The record is from RefSeq and is a predicted model, not a curated record.
CCCCCCCACAACCCCACCUGGAAAGGCGGGGAGUCGACCGGCGUCGUCCCUUCGACCUGCCACCGCCUGGCCUCCGGGAUCACUCUCCAGGCACGUCCCGCCCGCCCGCCUGCUCUUGAUCCAUUCCCAGUGACGCGGCUGCGGUAGCGACGGCGGCAAAGCCCGGCUUCUUCCGCCGGUUUAUCUCCAGCACCAGCACCGCAACCUCUGCUGCCGGCUCUCUACACACAACCCCCCCCCCCCACCACCACCCCAAACCUGGCCGGGGCUUCCCCGCGGCGAAAUCUCCACUGGCCCGCGGUGGAAUCGUACUUUAAGGCGACCGACGGCUUGAACCCUACCCGGGUUGUGGGGGGGGGGGGCGCAUAAACCGAAGACGGGCACCAUUUCAGAGAAGAAGGGUGUGUGCGCGCGCGCCUCACACACACACACAUACAUAUACACACACACAAAUACACGCACGCACGCAGAGGUACGCAGGCGCGCGCACAGCGUGUUUCUCUCCCGUUUUCGAGUCCUCCCCUCAGCGAACGGCAGGAAUUUGAAUGAAGAGUGGUCCUCCUCCUCCUCCUCGAUCUCUCGUUGGGAUGCCAAGCCUGAACUUGGGGGCAGCGUCGGUUGCGGAGAAGCAGAGAUAUUCCCAUACCUAAACAAAGAAACAGAAUGACCAAGGGCAAAAAGCAGUGGCAGCGGCUGUAACUUCUUACUUCCUAUCAGUUUCCCCACUGAGUUUCCUUGUAGGAAUCUUGUAAGGAGCAGUAGAAAUUUCCCUUCCCUUCUCACCCCAUCCCACCAGACAUCACCCCAUCCCAGAUGGGGGAGGGAGUGGCGGAUUGCAAGACUGGCUGGGAAAUUGUCCCAGAAUGUUGAAAAUGAAGAUUACGUGACCAUAGCAACAUCACAGCAGCAGCAAGUAGCAUUGAAGCAGUCACAACUUUCCCAAAUUUUAUUCCCUUGGGAGUUCUGCAUCUGGACUUUGGAUACAUUCUGAGACGAAGAGCUCAGCAAUGAAUCCAUUGGAGCACCGAUCCAUCAAAGAGCCAGAUCAACGAGUCACAGAUCGUACCUAAAUGUGAUUAAAUAUCCUUCUCUUCCAAAGCUCAGAAGGAACACGGAUUUAUCUGGCAUAGCCUUUUCACAAUUUGAUGUUCAAAGCACAGCAUUUGAGAUUUCAGCGACAGAUGGAUUUAUCUCUUUCCUUCUCCCUUUUUCUUCCCCUCCCUCCCUCCCUCCCUUUCCCUCCCUACUUUCUGCUCCUCUCUUUCUUACUUUCUUUUUAACAAAUUUGAUGUGAAGUUCUGAAGCACUUUGAAGAGGACUGUGAGAGGAAGUGGAGGAAGCAGCUGCAUCCAGCCAGCAACGUUCCUGACACCAGGGCAGCCCUGCCUUGAACAUUUAAUCACAUCAUGCUGUUUUUGAAAGGAGGGUAUAGAGGAAUCGGACAAAGAAGAUUUGUUGUUGAACAUUUGGCUUUUGUUUGGCUUUGAGAAUAUACUCACACACAAAUAUAUUUUCCCUCUUGGAGUUCAGUAUUUAUCCUGAUUGAUCUCAAGAGCUAAUUCAAUUUCAUAGACAUCUGUCUAUGGAACUAGGCACAUAAGAUGAUAGUGGCGUCAAACAGAACUGGGGUGUCCAUGCCCUUCAGUUGUUGAACUUCAAGGGCAUUUGUUGCUGUUUUGAUUUUUUUCCCCCUUAAUUUUGGCUGUGAGUUUGCUCCUUUUUGCCUACAGGGGGUGCUGUAAGCCCACCAUGCUCCGUCUGGGAUUCUGGGUGGCCACCCUGCUCUUUAUUUUUGCUCCUGGGAUAGUCCACUGUGACUGCUGGCUGAUCGAAGGAGACAAAGGCUAUGUGUGGCUUGCUAUCUGCAGUCAGAAUCAACCACCCUACGAAACUAUUCCCCAGCAUAUCAACAGCACUGUGCAUGACCUGAGGCUGAAUGAGAACAAACUUAAGGUGGUGCUCUACUCCUCUCUGAACCGCUUUGGUAAUUUGACAGAUCUGAAUCUAACAAAAAAUGAGAUUUCCUACAUUGAGGAUGGAGCUUUCAUGGGCCAGACAAAUUUGCAGGUGCUGCAGCUGGGCUACAAUAAACUCACCAAUCUGACCGAGGGCAUGCUGCGUGGCAUGGGCCGACUCCAGUUCCUCUUUGUGCAGCACAAUCUGAUUGAGGUGGUUACCCCCAAUGCUUUCAUGGAAUGCCCUAGCCUCAUCAGUAUUGACCUAUCUUCCAAUCGUCUCAGCCGGCUAGAUGGAAGCACCUUCACCAGCUUGAACAACCUGAUGGUAUGUGAGCUAGCGGGGAACCCCUUCAACUGUGACUGCAACCUCUAUGGCUUCCUCAUGUGGUUGGUAGCCUUCAACAAUGUCACAAAAAACUAUGAUCGCCUACAGUGUGAGACUCCCCGGGAGUUUGCUGGUUAUCCGCUUCUGAUGCCCCGGCCACACCACAGCCGCAAUGCCAUCACAAUUUUCAAGUCAAUGUGUGGGGAUGGAACCUUUCCACCCAUCUCCAGGAUCAGACCUACACAGUUCAUAACAGAUCCUCAAAGGGAUCCAGAUGACAAUGCUGAAAACUCAGGCAUUAGCCCAGGGGAUUUCCUCUCCGUUGAACCUCCAGCGUCUUCCACUACUGAUUCUUCCUCUAACCCCAGCAUAAAGCUCCAGCACGUAUCCAUCAACUCAGCUGUUUUAGUGGUGACCAUUCCAUUUCCUUUUAGCAAGAUGUAUGUUCUGGUUCAGUACAAUAACAGCUAUAUAUCUGAUGUAAUGACUCUAAAAAAAAAGAAGGAAUCAGUAACUCUCACCCACUUGAAGGCUCACACAGAUUAUACAUUCUGUGUUGCUUCAAUCCGGAACUCCAAACGUUAUAACCACACUUGCCUUUCGUUUGCCACAAGGAGUAAAGGGAGGGAAGAGCCAAUACCCAGUACAUCCACCACUACCCACUAUAUCAUGACCAUAUUAGGCUGCCUUUUUGGGAUGGUUAUUAUUCUUGGCAUUGUCUAUUAUUGCUUGAGGAAGCGUAGGAUGCAAGAGGAAAAACAAAAAUCUCUCAAUGUCAAGAAAACUAUUUUGGAGAUGCGUUAUGGUUCAGAUAUUGAUACCAGUUCAAUUGUACAUCCAUCACAGAAAUUGGGGGAACCACCAGUCAUUCCUGUCUCACGGAUGUCCUCUCUUCCAUCCAUGAUUGGAGAGAAGUUGCCUUCAUCCAAAUCUAUGGAAACUGGCAUGGAAACUCCCAAGGUCACCACAAAAGGCAAUUACAUUGAGGUUAGGACCGGUGGUGGGGAUGGGCUGGACAGGUCACAGCGGGAUGAUGAUCUGCAUGAACUGGAUAAUGGCCAAGGUUCAGCAGCUGAAAUCUCAACAAUUGCCAAGGAAGUAGACAAAGUGAAUCAGAUAAUCAACAAUUGCAUUGAUGCCCUGAAGCUGGACUCGGCUUCCUUUUUGGGAGGAGGGGGUGGUAUUGAUUCUGACAUGGCUUUUGAAUGCCAGUCCAUACCAACCAGUUCUUCUGCUGGGUUGGAGCGACCAAGUUUUCUCUCUCCACCAUAUAAGGAGAGUUCCCACCAUCCCCUGCAGCGCCAGCUUAGUGCAGAUGCUGCUGUGACAAGGAAAACUUGCAGUGUCUCAUCCAGUGGCUCCAUCAAAAGUGCUAAGGUUUUCAGUCUUGAUGUACCUGAUCAUCCUCCAUUGAGCAAAGCAGAUUCCAAGUACAUUGAGAAAGGAAGUCCACUCAACAGUCCUUUGGAUCGUCUUCCCCUUGUGUCCCCAGGUGCCAUCCACCACUUAGAAGUGAAACCUUCCUAUCACUGCAGUGAACACCGGCAUUCCUUUCCAGCCCUCUACUAUGAAGAGAGUGGUGACACUUUAAGCCAACGGGUGUCCUUUCUUAAGCCGCUCUCCCGUUCCAAGCGGGACUCUACAUAUUCUCAGCUCUCACCUAGACACUACUUCUCUGGCUAUUCCUCCAGCCCAGAGUACUCUUCCGAGAGCACCCAUAAGAUCUGGGAGCGUUUCCGACCUUACAAAAAGCACCACCGGGAGGAAGUCUAUAUGGCAGCUGGUCAUGCCCUGAGAAAGAAAGUCCAGUUUGCCAAGGAUGAAGAUCUGCAUGAUAUCUUGGAUUAUUGGAAAGGUGUUUCUGCUCAACAAAAGUUGUGACUCCCUCGUUAAAAGGAAGAUAAAUCGACCGUUCAAACAAAUUAACCCUCCUUCACCUGACUGUGGAAACAAAAAAAAACCUGACAAAAGAAACUGAAACCAUUUCUUAAAGUUUACAAAAAAACAAAAACAAAAAAACAACAGGAAAAAAAAACCCCAAGUGAAAUGAAGUGUCUCUGUUGUGUUACAGGGACCACUGUUACUCCUUCAGAUGGUGGGGAGGAGAGUUUUCCUUUUAUUCUAUGGUGAAGAGAAGGGAAGACUGUGAGAGGAGCUACUGGACUUGUAGGUAGCAGAGGCAGGAGGGGAGGGAUGCUUACCAGGCCUAGACUAAGACACUAACCAUCACUUUUUGGUUACUUUUAUUUUGUUCCAAAAAAGGAAGUGGUUUUACUCAUUCCCUGAUAAAAGUGAAGGGGAGAGUGAUCCCUCUGCUUCUAUGUCCUUCCCUUUCUUUCCUGUGCUUGCCAGGAUUCUUUCAAACAAUGCUCUAGUGCAUGGGAGAUAGUUUUCUGUGAGAGGUUCACAUAAAGCUGGAGUAGCAUUUCAGUCACCUAAUUUUGUGUUUGGGGGGCAUUUGUGUAGCAAAUGUGCAUUCAGCCCUCUCCUGUGAGUAGGCAUGCUUGACCUCUGGGAAAGGUCUACAUACUCUCAACGUGGAUAGGCUACUGAAAUAUUACCUCAGCUGCAUUAGCACUGAUCAUGGAAUAGGUUGAAUCCAGACUUAGUCAUGAUGGAGCAGACCAAGUGCAUAUAUCUGAGGCAUGACUAUAUUGGGAUUCAAGUCACUGAUGCUUGUGCACUUAAGGCAACAUUUAAAACAUCCCAAAGUCAAGUCAAAGAUGUAACACACAUUAAGGUUUCACUCAGGAUCUUCUGUGCUCUCUAUUCCGUCAAUCUUUGUUGAGAUUUGUGCAUGCAAAAGCAAGAACAACAUCUAAAGCUUUCUUUGCCUAUCCUCACAUGCUCAGGAUUGUCAAUUUCUGUAGGCUGAUGCAGGAUAUAAUUUUUCCUUCAUUGGGGAAAGAAUUAUGAGAUGAAGCAGAUAUAUUACAGAAUCUCUGUAUUUUCUAUGCCCUUCAUUGUUUGUCAGGAAGGGAGAGAACAUUAGUUCUCAAGGAGUAUCCCCACAUUUCAGUAGAAUUUCAGUUGUCUUCCAAGAAAAGUGAAUUAUACAGUCUGGCCCUGGCCAAGAGGGGAUGCCAAAAUAAGAGCUUGAGAGGAGAGCAGUAGCUGCAAUCUCUCUUAAGAUCUCAAGGAGUUCUAACUCCAAACAAACCUCAGCAUAUGGACUUGGGGAAUAGCACACAACUCCUUCCCAGGAUAUACUGUGCUCCCUUACAGGGCUGACUCCAUCUUGGCUCUUUCCCUGAAAAUAACUGGCUGUGAUCCAUGACAUUCCAUGACAAAAAAACAUUACACCUCAAUGCUAGAAUUGGACCUAUGUGGGUAACAAGAUUGAAAAAAUAGAAUGCUGCAGAGGCUGGGAGGAUACAGCUUGGGAUGAUCUUGCAACCGAAAAAUGAAGGAUUGCCCUGGGAAAAAGAAAAAAGAGUGGAAUUCUUCAAGAAAACAUUCAGUGGUUAAGCUAGACAAGGUAAUGCAUAGUGGAUUAACAGACUUGCCAACAAAGCAUCCAGAUAGCAUAUGGAUGGGAUGAAGGCAUAGAUAGAUACCAGUUGAUUGCAUUGGUUGGCAGUCCAGGUUUGCCCAUUUUCCUAUCAUCUUGCUGACAUCAUUUCUUUUCCAUGACUUGGGUUUGUUUUUGUUUUGUUUUUUUGCAGCUGCUGUAUUCAAGUUCUGACCACUAUAUUUCCUUAUAUUCUUGGGAGAACAUACAGCAAAAAAUGGUUCAGAGCCAGUGAUGAAGGGAUGAGUUGAGUUAUUCAGUUGUUCUCAUGAGAACUUCAGUCACCAUAGUUAAGAUUGAUUAGUUAAAGAGUUGGCACAGAUAAGUAAAUGUGGAUGUGGAUGUAUACAUACGUUCUGACACAUUCAUGUUCAUAUAUAUAGAGAACCAUUCUGUGGUGCUCUGCUUUAUUAUAAAGAUUGAAAUUAUUAAGUAUUUUACUAGGAAUAGAUCGGAGUAAAAUCUGGUUUAGAUAAGGUGCACUUGGUUCCCAAUGAAUUCAUGGGGACUUAAAUCAUGGCUAACUUAUCCCAUUGAUUUCUAUGGUAUCAAAAUGAUCUUUUCUUGUAUGAAGAGAAAAGAGGCUCCAUGUUUCUAAAUGUUUCUAUAGCCUUUUAUCUCUGAUUUGAUAAAACUUUACCAUGACAAUG